This is a messenger RNA of Lactuca saligna, 357 nucleotides long. The record is from the annotation of a GenBank genome assembly. NCBI's taxonomy places the organism in Eukaryota, Viridiplantae, Streptophyta, Magnoliopsida, Asterales, Asteraceae.
AUGGCCUCUACAUCUGCAGUUUCCAUAGCUAUGCCAUUGACCCACAAGACUACUCUCCCACUAUCGAACGCCUUCUUUAACCCAUUGACACUCAAGGUUUCUUCGUCUAAGAUAGUGGCUGCACCAUCCAAACGAUUGGUGGUUCAGAGCUCUUUGAAGGAGAAGGCAGUGACGGCUUUGACCGCCGCAGCUCUAACGGCGUCGAUGGUGGUUCCUGAUGUAGCAGAGGCGGCGUCUGGUGUUACUCCGUCGCUGAAUAACUUCUUGCUCAGCAUUGGAGCUGGUGGUGCCGUGCUUGUUGCCAUUUUGGGAGCUGUGAUUGGUGUUUCCAAUUUUGAUCCUGUGAAGCGUGGCUGA